Molecule: messenger RNA, 2372 nt
Organism: Pecten maximus
Lineage: Eukaryota; Metazoa; Mollusca; Bivalvia; Pectinida; Pectinidae
Product: flavin-containing monooxygenase FMO GS-OX-like 2
Exons: 6
Coding region: 196-1479 (427 amino acids)
Molecular function (GO): NADP binding; N,N-dimethylaniline monooxygenase activity; flavin adenine dinucleotide binding
Source: RefSeq, a predicted model, not a curated record
GGAAGCGCGACGCUUUCAGUUUUAUUUGUCGGUGAACAAAUUGUCGAAUUUGAUAUUUGCGUCACGUGGUGAAUAAUUACUGGCCCGGUCGGUAAACUAAGGUAUUUAGAGUUAGUGUAUAAUCCUAGGUGUUCACCAGGGAAGUGCUCUAUAAGGAAACUUAACUGAAAUCUUACAUUUGUAAUAGAGUAAAUUAUGGCGGAACCUCCAAAGCGUGUAGCGGUUAUUGGAGCAGGAGUUGCAGGACUUAGCGCACUCAAAAAUCUACUCAAUUCAAAGAAGGAUUAUGUCCCGACAUGCUUUGAAAGAGGAAGUGACGUUGGUGGACUUUGGUUGUAUGACAAGAACACACAUAUCGAUGACAACGGAAUGCCUGUCUUCACAAGUAUCUACCGGGAUUUAAUUACCAAUAUUCCAAAACAUUUGAUGGCAUUUCCUGAUUUCCCCCAUAAACCUGGACCGUCAUUCCUUUCUAGGCCUGAAGUUUGCGAUUAUCUGCAAAGAUAUGCCGAUUUAUAUGACCUCAGAAAGUACAUCAAGAUGAACACGUUUGUUCAGGAUGUUCGCCCAAAUAGCAAAGAUUGUCAUACUAAAUGGACAUUGAGCUAUGUCGAUGUGAGGAACAAAGACGACGUCCUCACUGAAGUAUUUGAUGCCGUGAUCGUAUGUAAUGGUCAUCACGAGAAGAUGAAUUCUCCAGAAAUCGAAGGCAUUGAGGAAUUCCAAGGUGAAGUAUUCCAUAGUCACCAUUACAGGACUCCGGAGAACUUCAAGGGCAAGAAUGUUGUUGUCCUAGGGGCGUCCUUUUCUGGACAGGAUAUAGCUGUCGGGAUGUCCGCGUAUGCAAAACAGGUUUUCCUCAGCCAUCUGAAAGAUACUCUCCAAACGUCGUUGCCAGCAAAUGUCGUUCAAAAAACCGGUAUAAAAAGGAUGAAGAAAAGCAGAGUUGUGUUUCUCGAUGACACAGAGGCAGAGGUCGACGUUCUUGUGUUCUGCACUGGUUUUCUAACCAACUUCCCAUUUCUAUCCGAGGACAUCGUCCAGGUAAAUUCUGAACGUGUCACCCCAGUGUACAAGCACAUCGUACACAUUAAAUUCAACACUCUGCUGUUCGUGGGUAUCCCUCGACUACUGUCCUAUUUUCCACAAAAUUUCGAGAUAGCGAAAGUAGUAGUUGCCAUUUUGGACGGUACCGUCGCGUUACCUCCAGAGGAUCAGAUGAUAGAGGAUGCUGAAAAUGAUUUCGCUGACAGAAAACGAGAGGGACUUGAUGACACCAAAGCUCAUUUUAUGGGAGAUGGGGAUCGCCAAUGGCGCUUCAACAAGGAUAUAGCUAAAAUGGCUGGACUUGAUCCACUCCCUACGGCCUUUCAACGUCUCUGGGACUAUGUUACGAUUCAAAGAGAUACAAAGUUCCUCACUUUCCGCAAACAAAAUUUUGAAAUAACUGAUACUGAGACAUUUGUAGAAAUAAACUGACACUGACCCCGGAGACAUGGUUAUGAGUUUAACUAUUGUUCCAUGUAAAUAGGAUCGUGUUAUAAUCCGAAAUUAUAUCAUAUAACCUAAAGCAUAGACAGAGGCAUAUAGGAUAUACUUAUAUUUAUGUUGCUUAAUCUAGAAGUAAUUGUAACUGUUAUAGGUAAACACCCUAUGUGUACACUUUUGUUUCUGUAUAUGUAUUGUACAUAUUUUGUGAAACAAAAAAGAAGGCCAGGCAAGUUAGCUCUUACAGCGUCCGAAUUGGUCUGUUGAUUUGAUUUUGUUUCGGAUUCGGGCUUAAACAAACAAAAUAGAAAAAACUACAAUGUGUCAUUUCCCUUUUUACAAUAUUGUAAGUUCUCAAUAAGCAUUUAAAAUGAACGUAUGCAUUGUAUAACGACUGCCCUUCAGGUCUGCACAUGUUGAUAGGUGAUUAUCAAAAAAAUAAUUUAAAUGAUAUACAAGGAUAUUUCUUAUCAGAUGACAUAGCGUGAUGCAGAGAAACUCGUAUGCUUAAUAUAUCAUAUCAUGUUUUUGAUUUUUUUGAAGUACGUACAUUUUGUUGGAAAGGUCAACAGGAAACAUUGUGCAAAUUUUGAACAAUUAUCUUUGAUGUGGGAACGAAAUGUAAAGUAUGAACUUGCAGGUAAAUCUAAAUUGAACAGCACAGAUUAUUUAACCAUGUCUAAUUUUUGCAAUAAAAUGUAACAUUUCAAAUAUAAUUAAUUUUGUCAUUUAUUGAAUAACUCGAUUGUAAUGAUUUUACAACAAACAAUGACUUUUCCGGGCUACAUUGGGUUUGGUUUGGUUUAUUUUGUUUAACGUCCUAUUAACAGCUAAGGUCAUUUAAGGACGGCCUCCCGUGCGUGCGACAUGCAUGCGAGUGCGGA